GAGAAAGAGAAAGGAGACGGAGACAAGAUAAAACGACAGAUCUAUCAGUUUAGUGACUACAGUGAGGAUUUAAACUGAGAAACGAAGAAAGUCUGCGAGGGGUUCAUCAAUGGAACCGGUGAUAAUCGGUGCUCUGAUUUUGGAUGUUCACGCCAAGCCUUGCACCGCACCAAUCUCAGGAACCACCGUCCCUGGCCAGGUCUUGUUUGCGCCGGGUGGUGUAGCAAGAAAUGUAGCUGAGUGCAUCUUCAAGCUUGGAAUUACACCUUUUAUGAUUGGUACUUUGGGCCUUGAUGGUCCAGCCAAUGUAUUAUUGAAGGAGUGGAAGCUCUCCAUUGAAGGAAUCUUGCGACGUGAAGACAUUAGUACUCCCAUCGUGUCCCUUGUAUAUGACAUUAAUGGAGAAGUUGCCGCUGGUGUUGCUGGUGUGGAUGCCGUUGAAAAGUUUCUGACACCUGAGUGGAUCCAGCGGUUCGAAUACAACAUAAGCUCUGCUCCUCUUCUUAUGGUAGAUGCAAAUCUUAGCACUCUUGCUUUGGAAGCAUCUUGCAAAUUGGCUGCAGAGUUCAAUGUUCCUGUAUGGUUUGAGCCCGUGUCAGUCACAAAGUCGCAGAGGAUUGCCUCAAUUGCCAAGUAUGUAACAAUAGUGUCCCCAAACCAAGACGAACUUAUAACCCUGGCAAACGCUCUCUGCGCCAAGAAAAUUUUCCACCCCUUUAGAUUAGAAGAAAAUAAUCUUUCUAUUGAAGAUAUGUUCUGCACGCUAAAGCCAGCCAUUUUGGUUCUCCUUGACAAUGAUGUUAAAGUAGUUAUCGUAACUCUUGGUUCCAAUGGAGCUCUCCUCUGCUCCAAGGGAAACCCGAAAAUGGCUCUGAACUUAAACAGAAAGUUUCCAAGAAGUGGAGAGAUCUUCAAAAGAGUACAAUCUGUAUGUUCACCAAACAGGUUUUCUGAAUUAGGAUCGAAUCGCAGCCCGAGUCUUUUUGCAAUGCAUUUCCCAACCAUCCCAGCCAAAGUCAAGAAGCUGACUGGUGCAGGUGAUUGUCUGGUAGGCGGCACAGUCGCAUCGCUAAGCCAUGGGUUAGAUCUAAUCCAGAGUUUAGCAGUUGGCAUUGCCUCAGCUAAAGCAGCGGUUGAGUCAGAUGAUAAUGUGCCUCCUGAGUUCAAGUUGGAUCUUAUUUAUGAUGAUGCAGAGUUGGUAUACAAUGGCGCUAAGAUGUUGAUGGUUCACCAGUCGAUGCUAUGAAGGAUGAUCUUGUGGAUUGUUUUUCUUUUGCUAAAACAGUUUUUGCCGUAGCAAUUGUUUAAAGUAUUGCUGGCAAAAAGAUAAUGUCCAACAAAUUCACAUUUCUUCUUGUUUGUUUUGGUUUGAUGUUGUAUGGUACUCAAUAGGACGGGUUUGCUAUUGCACCAAUAAACAUGUUGUCUGAGAGGAACCAAA
Molecule: messenger RNA, 1441 nt
Organism: Arabidopsis lyrata subsp. lyrata
Lineage: Eukaryota; Viridiplantae; Streptophyta; Magnoliopsida; Brassicales; Brassicaceae
Exons: 8
Coding region: 110-1246 (378 amino acids)
Molecular function (GO): kinase activity
Source: RefSeq, a predicted model, not a curated record